Messenger RNA from Tricharina praecox, 1567 nucleotides. Its product is annotated as DHHC palmitoyltransferase-domain-containing protein. Gene Ontology annotation, molecular function: protein-cysteine S-palmitoyltransferase activity. Lineage: Eukaryota; Fungi; Ascomycota; Pezizomycetes; Pezizales; Pyronemataceae. Gene Ontology annotation, cellular component: endoplasmic reticulum; Golgi apparatus. The transcript has 3 exons. The coding region runs from base 340 to 1362 and encodes 340 amino acids. The record is from RefSeq and is a predicted model, not a curated record. Gene Ontology annotation, biological process: peptidyl-L-cysteine S-palmitoylation; protein targeting to membrane.
CGAUUGCCUGCACCGAUGACGCGCCGGAAUCUCCAGCGCCAGCCUCAAGGCCGGCCCAUAAGCAUAAGCACAUGGCCACCAGCUUGGCCUGCUUGGCUAAGGGUACUUCUCCUCGUGUACCUCCAGCCCUGGCUCGUGCACUUCUCCUUCUUGUCGUCAUCUGUCCCAUCCCAGCCAGUGUCGAUCUCAGACUCACGGAUUUCGUAAGUUCCGGAGCCGUGCUGUCUCGCCGAAGACCAACCAGGCUGCAGCCUUAAGUCCGAGCUCGAGUCCGCGCCAGUCAGUCCUCGAUAUCACGAUACCUAGCAUACCUACAAAGAUCUGGACACACGCUGGAAGAUGGGUCUAAUACGGCAACUGGCACUGGGAGUUCUUGCGAUCUCCUUCGUCACUUUCGUUGCUCUGUUCGGACAACUCCAACGUUUACGAAAAACACCCAUAGGCUACCUUCACCGCCUUCUCCGCCACCGACUCCCCGCAUUUCUCCUAUUACUCGACCACAAACUCACCUCGGGAACGCUCACCCCACUCCUGCAACGAUGCGGCAAUCACCUCGUCAACGAGAAGCACCCACUGGUGCUGAUCUUCUACGUGCUCCUCGUCACGACCGGCGCCUACAUCGACCCGGGGAUCAUCACGGCGGGCAACCACGCCUCCGCGAUGGGAAUGUACCCGUUCGACCACACGAUCUUCUUCCCAUCGCCAGCCACUCCCCCGUGCCGGAGCUGCCGGCUGCCCAAGCCCGCGCGCAGCAAGCACUGCUCGAUCUGCCGUGCGUGUGUAGCCAAACACGACCACCACUGCGUGUGGAUCAACAACUGCGUGGGGCUAAACAACACACGGCACUUCCUGUUCUUCCUAUCGAGCACGAACUUGCUGCUCGCGGUGGGCGCCGCGCUGAGCUACAGCAUCCUCGAGGAGGUCCUGCGGCGCAGCACGGGGAUCGAGCCGCGCGCGCUGCACACCUGGGAGCUGUGGGGAAGGUACAUGGCCGCCGCAGUGCUGCACGAGGUCUACGUCGGUGCGGUGUUCCUGCUGUGCGCCCUGUGCAGCUUGCUCAGCUUCUCGUUCACCGCGUACCAUCUGUACCUCGUGUGGGCUGGCACGACGACAAAUGAGACGGGCAAGUGGGCCGAUUGGAGAGAUGAUAUCAACGAUGGGCUCAUCUUUCGCGCGGAUGGAGAGCUCGAUGAUGAUACCGGAAGGGCGUGUCUGUACAGGAUCGAGGCUGGCAGGACUCAGGAUCUACCCCGCGGCGCCCUGUGGACGAGGGUGGAGGGAUUGCAUCAGGUCGUGAAUGUCUAUGAUCAAGGCGGUUGGAAGAAUUUUUGGGAUGUGUUUCGCCCGCAGAAAUUGCAGUGAGGAAAGGAGGGCGUGUACGCUGUGUAUAUAUGUGGGAGUACUGCCGCGGUGCCGCGAUGGUGGGAGUCAUAGAUCUUCCCGCUCUGGUGGGUCACUGGGUUAUGGACAUGAUGGGUAUGGCAGGGCGCUGUAGAUACCCGAUGAAUGUGAUUUACUUAUUGUAAUUUGUACCUGGGUAAUACGAACGGCGAUUUUUAGGUUUGGC